AUGUUCGUUCCAAAAGCCGCUGCGCGCCCUCGGCGACGCCAACGAACCAGCUCUGGUGACGACGCUGCCAAACCACCCAAAGCCAAGCGACAGCGCUCAGUUCUUAGGCAAAGAGGAGAUAGCACGGCUAUUGGUUUAGAUCAUGAGAGAAAAUUAGGAGAGCAAGUCAUCCAGCUCGAUGACGACGUGGCUAUGGAUAACACCUCCGAAAUGCAAAUCCCAAUCCGCGGCUCGAAACCGAGUGAAGCGCGCAGAAAUGAUUCAGAGGGCACGAUUGUGCUGUCUAGCACUGAUUACUACACUGUUGAUCAACUCCCGGCUCUACCAGAUCAAAUCCGAAGCUCCCCUUCAGACCCAUUGAAGUGCUUUUUCGCAAAGGGCCAUAACCACGCAUUAGCCUUGACACACUCCCACGCAAUCGUAUGGCCAUAUUCCGUUGCUUCCUCAUCUCCAUCCCCUUCAGAAACGUUCACAGUGCCAAUCCCUGAACAAUGCAGAGAUCCAACUGGUGCUGUGCCGCUUGGCACUCUGCUCUCUACUGCUACUGGAGAGCAUCCUGGUUUGCUGGUUAUAAUUCCAUCCACUGGUAAAAUUAUCUACUGGGAAACCGUGUCAAGUGCCGCAUCACUGGGACUGUCUCGGCAAAAACAAUAUGGGAUUCAAGGAUCUACCCCGGGACUCCUAUCCGGCGAAUAUGCCACAGAAGUCCUUAACUGUGAGCCCUCUGGAAUAAUCGCUACUUUUUCUUCUGGACGUGUUGCGCACAUCACUUUCAGAGACACCCAAGGAAAACCCACAGUGCUCGUGCAAUUUCUGAAGAGUAAUGCUGGUGGUGGAGGUGGUGGAAUUUUUGGUGGAAUCAAGAGUGCGCUAAUCGGCGGUUCCUGGAGGAAAGAAGUCACUGCAGUACAAGCAGGCGGCUCCAGACAGCGAGGCCAACGCGAUGUGAUCAUUGCCACAUCUACGGGUCUGAUAGAAAUAUGGGACACCCAUUGGAACCACGGGAAUGCACUAAAGAAGAAAUACGAUGUGAAGGACAAGGUUUUGGCUGCAUUUCCCCAAUAUCUUGAGAAAGGAACGGGCGAACCAGAGCUCAAGGUCAUGGACUUUGCAAUUUCCGCCGAGCAGCAUGAUGAACCUGGCUCGGACGAAUCCUGGAAACUGUUUCUGGUUGCUAGUUCCAAUCCUUGGAUGAAUCAAAAGCAGGUGUUUGUUGUCCAAGUGGAAUUUUCGGGCAACCAAUCGCGGGUGCUAUCUACUCACGCUGUGGAUCUAUCCAGUAUUCCUACCACAAGAGAGGAAGCAAAACCUAAGAUAUUGGUCUCGAAAGCGGAAGACACUGCCUUCAUCCGGAUCAACCAAUCAAUCGCUAUCUUGUCAUUAACGAGCACCGUCAAGGACUCACCAACCUCUCAGCUGCUUCUGGACUCUCACCAGUUGCCCUUGCCGUUCCAAGAUAUUAUCCAUCUCCAGUCCGGUAAAGACUUUGAGAUAUUGGGGUAUGGUGCGGAGGAGCUACCUGACAGCGAGAACCGCGCAUCAUGCGUGAUGAUGAUUCGAAACUUUGGUGUCAUUCGUGUUAACGUCAUUCCUCGCUAUCCUACAGAAGAUGCCUUGGAUGAAGGUCAGCUUACCGCCAAACACAAGCUUGAGCAGGCUAUAUUCUUCGGUACCAUGGCAAAGAACCCCUUGAAUCUCGCUGGAGACGGCGGCCUUGACUUUCCUGCUCCAGACAUUGAACAAGCCUCGCUCGAUAUCUGUACAGAGCUUCUUCAGUCAGAGUCUCGGUUUAUUCCAAAUACUGCGAUCUCUAUUGAUCAACACUUGCGGUUGAGAGCAAAGGCUCUGGGCGAUCUCGCGUCAUUGUUGUCACAAAAAGGCAAUCCUUUGAGCCGAGCUGCAAGGUGGCAACUUCUAUGGGGUGCUGAAAAGCUCGGUGCCCAAAGAGCCAUGUGGAAAUUGGAAGAGACUCUUCGGGCUAAAAAUGAGAGCGCUUUCCUCGGGCAAGUCAUCGAGACGAUGAACGACAAGUUCAAAACCCCGCUGAACCCAUCCAACAACGAAACUGAUCCAGUGCGUCAAUGGUUCUUGAAAGAUACCUAUCGUAUGGAGCAUAUUGUUUCAUGGAUUAAAAACGCGAUCAAACCCCGUCGGGGCAAUUCUUCUAAACAGGCAAAACGGCUAUCGGAAAAUAUUCUGGAGGCCAGUGAGCUUCUUUUGUCAAUAAUGGAGACGGCUUUCAGGUAUCGUGAACAACAUGCUUCGGUUUAUGGUCUUGGAGAUGACUUUAUCGAGGAUGGAGUUCUCGCCGACCACUAUCAAGAUCUUCCUGAGUUCUGGACCUCUAAAGCGGUGGGUUAUACUGAAACAGGUAAUCUACUUGAUUGGGAACUGGACAGCUGUCGGGCUUGGAUUCAACAAAAGUCAACAAGUAAAGAUGCACCUGAUAGCCAAACCUUGAAUCAGAUUGCAGACAACAGCGCACGGCAUCUCAGAGUUCUUGGUCAAAUGCACCAGGAGCGUGUUCGCUGGCUUUCCUCUCAGGAUGACCCCAAACUUGCAGAUGCAGCUGUUUCACUUGAACAGACCCAUCUCAAAGAGCGCAAGUGGCAGCUAUUCAAGCUAGCUGGAAUCGGGCAUCUCAGGGAUGCACUGAUUCUGGCAGAGCGCUUCCGAGAUAUGGAGGGCUUGGUUGAGCUCAUCAUCGAACUCCAAGAUCAGGUAAAAAAUCAGCAAUCUCCGGAAACCAUACUGGAUCCUACCCUUGCUGGAGAAAGCGAGGCCGAUGUCAAUCUUCGGAUUUCUCAGUAUUUUGAUAAAUUUGGUGAACAGUGGGCAGAUGCCUACUUCUCUCGCCAGAUCUCCAUGGGACACCCAGGUGCACUUCUUUCUAUGCGAAAGUACCAACCUGCGGUGACAAAGUUCUUACGUAAGAACCCUAGCUAUGCCAAACUCAGUUGGAUAAACGACGUGACUGGAGAAGAAGAUUAUGAAAGUGCGGCAGUGUGUUUGCAAAACCUGGCGCUCAACGAGGAGAAACAACUGUGGUGCCACCGCGUGGAGGUUUCGUUGGCCAAGCUCGGCAAAUUGGCUUCAGCUGAGAAGGGUGGUCCUUUGGUACAGGAGGAUAUUAAACGCCUCGACGAUUACUCUGAAGUCGAUAAGAUCCAAACGAGUGUUUACCAGGCCGUUAAGCAGGGUGUAGAAGGUGCCAUCGACCUCAAGGCCGAAGCAGAAUUGGCGUUGGAAUCUUUGGGACCACAUCUUGUUCAAGAUCGCCCUUCUCUCCAUCAGAUUCUCGGUGACGCCCUUUCCAGCUUGGUCAACAAGAAGGUCGUCGGGCCAGAUAGUUUGAUUGAUAUUUUGACUCUUAUUGGCCCCACUGAAAAAUCCGAGGAAGGAGUUGAAUUUCAUGAAGCUCUUCAAGUGCUACUUCACGGCGGAUAUUCCCAGGAUCCGCUUUACGUCUCGGCCUUGCGGAAGUUGAUCUGGAGACGCUGUAUGAUCAAGGACGACUGGGAAGAAAUCGGAAAAGAAGCAGAAUUGAACGACAAUUCAGAGGAUGCGACUCAUCACACUGCCCUCUACCAAACAUUGCUUUUCUGCAUCAAACGUGAGCCAAUCGAACAUCUUUCAUCAUCCAUCAACCUAACAUUUUUUGCAGAACGAAAAGGCCCCAGCUUUCAGCCACUAUACACACCUCUUUGUCCAGGCGACGCAUUAAUGGCCGAUUCUGAAGCUGAAAUUCUUAUCUCACGCUUCCACCCCGAGCAAAAAUCUCGAGUGGCUUCUGAUCUGAAGCAAGAGAACCGGAUUUUGCUCCAUUACGUCGAUGCCGGAAAACUUGAUUUCUGGUUCCAACAUCUCUUGACUUCUAUUGAGGAUGCAGCUACCGUAGAAGCUUAA
This is a messenger RNA of Penicillium taxi, 3906 nucleotides long. Its product is annotated as putative nuclear pore complex subunit Nup133. Gene Ontology annotation, biological process: poly(A)+ mRNA export from nucleus; transcription-dependent tethering of RNA polymerase II gene DNA at nuclear periphery; protein import into nucleus. Gene Ontology annotation, molecular function: protein binding; structural constituent of nuclear pore. NCBI's taxonomy places the organism in Eukaryota, Fungi, Ascomycota, Eurotiomycetes, Eurotiales, Aspergillaceae. The coding region runs from base 1 to 3906 and encodes 1301 amino acids. The transcript is spliced from 3 exons. Gene Ontology annotation, cellular component: nuclear pore outer ring. The record is from RefSeq and is a predicted model, not a curated record.